Molecule: messenger RNA, 735 nt
Organism: Miscanthus lutarioriparius
Lineage: Eukaryota; Viridiplantae; Streptophyta; Magnoliopsida; Poales; Poaceae
Source: the annotation of a GenBank genome assembly
AUGAGAAGGGAAGACCGAAGUGUUGCACAUAGUUUAUUUCAUAGAUCUGAGAAACGCCAAAGCACAUUAGCUACGUGUAGCACCAUUGGUGACGAGGCUUCAGCAUCUACUAGUAACAGCGCCAAGAGUGUUACUGAUGCUAAGACUGACACUGCCAAGAGGAAGAGUUCAAGAGGAAGCAAAAAGGAAGCUGAUGGAGAUAUGAAAGAAAAGGAAGUACAUACCAAGAAAAAGAUGAUAUCUGCUAGAACUCGUGAAGCUGCAACAAAGACGACUGAGAGUACUAGUGCGAACCAAGAAAACAAGAAGACUGAUAAUUGUAAAUCAAAAAAGGGUACUGAUAGUUCUAAAGAGAAAAAAGUGAAUAAUAGGUCAAAGUCAAAAGCAAAGGUUUCUGCUGCUUCUUCUGUACCUUCUGAAGCUGAGAUUUGUAUGAAAUCCUCUAUUGAUGGUUCUGGUAUUGAGAAAAAGCCACUGGUGCCAUUGUAUCCUCCCAGAGCCAAAUCAGUUGUGGUUGUGGAAUCAGCCACGAAAGCAAAAGUCAUUCAGAAUUACCUUGGGGACAUGUAUGAAGUGUUACCAAGCUAUGGUCAUGUGAGAGAUUUAGCAGGUAGAUCAAAAUCUGUCCGCCCUGAUGAUGACUUCAGCAUGGUCUGGGAGGUGCCUGCUGCUGCCUGGACACACCUUAAGAGCGUUAAAGUUGCACUGAAAGGGUAUGUUUUUCGUAGCGUGUAG